Pecten maximus is the source of this 764-nucleotide messenger RNA. Its product is annotated as filensin-like. The transcript has a single exon. The record is from RefSeq and is a predicted model, not a curated record. The coding region runs from base 218 to 634 and encodes 138 amino acids. Lineage: Eukaryota; Metazoa; Mollusca; Bivalvia; Pectinida; Pectinidae.
UCUAAGUGAACUGCUAUGAUUAAAAACUGUUUUUACAUAACUGGCCUAUUGUACAAUGUUAUACGAAUGUCAUAAAAUUAUAGUAAAACUCGCUUAUAAAAUUGUGUAUUGAAACUAUAGUGACGUCAUCAAUCAUUUAUCGUGAGGGAAAAGGGAUGGUCGUGAGGGAAAAGGGGAUGGUCGUGAGGGGAAAGGGGAUGGUCGUGAGGAAAAAGGGAUGGUCGUGAGGAAAAAGGGGAUGGUCGCGGGGGGAAAAGGGGAUGGUCGUGAGGGAAAAAUGGAUGGUCGUGAGGGAAAAGGGGAUGGUCGUGAGGGGAAAGGGGAUGGUCGUGAGGGAAAAGGGGAUGGUCGUGAGGAAAAAGGGGAUGGUCGUGAGGGAAAAGGGGAUGGUCGUGAGGGAAAAGGGGAUGGUCGUGAGGGAAAAGGGGAUGGUCGUGAGGAAAAAGGGGAUGGUCGUGAGGGAAAAGGGGAUGGUCGUGAGGGAAAAGGGGAUGGUCGUGAGGGGAAAGGGGAUGGUCGUGAGGAAAAAGGGGAUGGUCGUGAGGGGAAAGGGGAUGGUCGUGAGGGAAAAGGGGAUGGUCGCGAGGUAAAAAGAGAAUUGUUGCGAGGGAAAAAGGGAAUGGUCGCGAGGUAAAAAGGGAUGGUCGUGAGGAAAAAGGGGAUGGUCGUGAGGGAAAAGGGGAUGGUCGUGAGGGGAAAGGGGAUGGUCGUGAGGAAAAAGGGGAUGGUCGUGAGGGAAAAGGGGAUGGUCGUGAGGGGAAAGG